AUGAUUACUAAGUCUUCGGCUGGACAUAUUUUCAAUAUCACUCCAGGCGAUACCGAAGGACCUACGAAAAAAAUCAAACUCAACUAUGACGUUUCUCUUAACUUGCCCUUCCCCCGGAACCGUAAUUUCACUGGCAGGAGGGCAGAGUUAGAUGUCAUCGAUGUAUAUUUUUCGGAAUCUACAUGUAAUGGUGGUGGUAGCGCUCCUGUCUGCGCGAUCACUGGUACUGGGGGUAUGGGAAAGACUCAGAUAGCCCUUGAAUACGCUUACGCAUGUCACGAAACCCGCCGAUUUACUUCAAUCUUCUGGGUAUCAACUACAACCGAGGAAGCUAUUCAGAUUUCGUUCGUGGACAUUAUGCAGCAAAUUGUUGAGGAGCAAGCAAGAGCAUCCUGGCCCGAGCCCCCUGACUACGAAAGCAUUGGCGCGAGACUCGGAAUCUCCGAUUUAAUAGAUAGAAACGGGAACAUCAACUGCCGCUCCGGUCCGGAAACGUCUAUCUAUAAUAAUAUUAAAUCUGCUUUGUUCAGCUGGUUGAAACUACCCGGUAACGACAAGUGGUUGUUAAUUUUUGACAAUGCAGACGACCUAAGUUUCGCAAUCGACAAGUACUUCCCCAACCACGGUGGGUGUAUUCUCGUGACUAGUCGUCGGCCCGAAUUCUUUCACUGCGCCGAACAGAUAAAUUUGGACGGUUUGGAUAAAGAGAAUGCAAUCAAGCUUUUGUCGCAUCUGAUACAGAUACGGAAUCCUACGGAAAGUGAGCAUGCGCAUAUAAGCGCAGUCGUUGAGAAGUUAGGCUUCAUGCCGCUUGCUAUUACUCACGCUGGCUGUUUCAUACACGAAAUGAACAUUCCUGUGAGCGAGUAUUUGCGAUACUACGAUAAGACUUUCAAAGAGGCACAGUCUAAAAUACCAAAAUUUGGAUGGGCCUAUCGAGAAGAUACAGCCGUGACGACUUGGGAAGUGUCCUUUUUGGAAAUUCAAAAGCAAAACGAGGAAGCAGCGUCGUUGUUACUUACGUGUGGGUAUUUGAACCCGAACGAGAUCUUCGAGGACUUGUGGGAGGCCGAGGAUGAGCAGCCUGACCCGGAAUUUCGAAUCCAACAGAAGAGAAGAUUCUCGCUUCUCGCUUCAUACUCGCUGAUUAAUAGAAGUCAGCCGGGGGCUUUUUCUGUUCACCCCGUCGUGCAUAACUGGACGCGGGAACGCGGAAACCGCUCAGAUCGUUUGCAGGCAAUGAAGAGCGCUGCUAAUAUUAUUAUUCAAAGAGGUCAAUUGUUACUAUUAAGUGAAGGAUUUGACGGACGAGAGGAGAACAGGAUUAUAGCACAUAUAGAGGUCCUUUGCAGGUAUGCGAUGCCUGAGCAUUUUUCCAGUCCGGGAAGCUCUUUGCAGCAGCUGCUCAUGUCAUUUGCAGCCUUAGGCGACGCCCUUCAUGAGUGUUGA
This is a messenger RNA of Orbilia oligospora ATCC 24927, 1449 nucleotides long. RefSeq lists its product as uncharacterized. Gene Ontology annotation, molecular function: ADP binding. The coding region runs from base 1 to 1449 and encodes 482 amino acids. NCBI's taxonomy places the organism in Eukaryota, Fungi, Ascomycota, Orbiliomycetes, Orbiliales, Orbiliaceae. The transcript has 2 exons. The record is from RefSeq and is a predicted model, not a curated record.